Fomitiporia mediterranea MF3/22 is the source of this 813-nucleotide messenger RNA. RefSeq lists its product as uncharacterized. NCBI's taxonomy places the organism in Eukaryota, Fungi, Basidiomycota, Agaricomycetes, Hymenochaetales, Hymenochaetaceae. The annotation marks the transcript as partial. The transcript has a single exon. The record is from RefSeq and is a predicted model, not a curated record.
CUUAUUUAUAGGUACUUUCAUCGCGCUCCACGGAAGUCGAUAGAUCCGACUAAGUCGGCCACGUCCCUCACCGGCUAUCGAGGAGGGACGCGAAAGGGCGUUGACCUGACUUUUGGUGGACCUGUUUCAAGCCAGUCAUCCAAAUACUUUGGUCAUGAAAGGCAAUCGAGUGGCUCAGAUACGCGCGGAGGUGUCCUAUUCCGAUCUAUGCGUCGCAUUUCUGACGGCGCGGUAAUCUCGGGCCCAUCGCUGCUCGUAGAUGAGUUGCUUCGCGUUUGUGGAUGCAAGAACAUCGCAGACUUAGUCGAAGACGCUCUUGAGAAUGAUAAGUUUGCGUUAUCUUCGAAUGCACCGGCAUCCUCCAAAAGAGCUUCUAUCUCCAUCUAUCCGCGGUCGAGCCUCCAGGGUAGAAAACCCAUUGUCUAUUCCUCACCUCGUAUCGGGCUAGAUCUAUCACAUCCAGGAACCACUCCAAAACCUAACGAUCCACGCGUCGUCUUUGUUCAAAAGCCAUAUCGUUUUUUCAUGAAUCCCAUUCUCCUGACGGCAAAUGGGCGCUCUCAAACUUUCCUUGGGAUUUAUAACCUACUUUCGGAAGCGGAGAUCCUUGGCGAGAAGGGCGUCCUGGACGAGGUCGCUAGACUCACCGGAAUUAAGCGCGACUCUGUCAAGAAGUAUACGGCAGACUUGCAGCUGGGGAAAGAAAGCGGAAAGGUUGCAAACUUUAUUGGCUCGGCGGGGAAGGGUGCCUCGUCCUCCCCUUCAUCUUAUUUGAAGAUGAUGGGUACUUUGGCGACGCUGUGUGCUUCGUGA